Messenger RNA from Monomorium pharaonis (pharaoh ant), 1106 nucleotides. Its product is annotated as geminin. The transcript has 5 exons. NCBI's taxonomy places the organism in Eukaryota, Metazoa, Arthropoda, Insecta, Hymenoptera, Formicidae. Bases 273 to 794 code for a protein of 173 amino acids. The record is from RefSeq and is a predicted model, not a curated record. Gene Ontology annotation, biological process: regulation of DNA replication.
UGCGCAUAGAGAAACGGAACGGACUCAUGCGCUCAUGCGAUGCGUUGUCGUCUCAUGCGGUCUAUGCGUGAAACGGAACGCACCCUAGAACAUGUGAUUACUGAUUUGAAGUGCGCAAAGUUAACUGAAACUUAAUUCAAACAAUAUUCGUAUUAUGACGCCGUAUUAUUCGUAAAUAAAGUAACAUAAGUAACUGAUAGUUUUUUUAUACGUCGAUCGAACGCUAUCUUUCUUUUCAUAUCUUCUUGAAUUAUUUCUUUACGGCUUGUAGAAUGAAACCGGUUACUGGCGACGAAAUCGCUUCUGAGCAGGAUAAAGUUAGAAAAUCUUUACAUGAACUGCAGCCCUCAGCUAUUGAUAAAGAAACUUUAGUUGGUGCUGACAGGAUGAUUAAGUCUACUCAACAAGUAAAAGAAGUAAAAUCAAAAAAAAAUGUACCUGUAAAAAUAAAAAAAGAUGUUCCUAAAAAACAAAAAAACGUGACAACCAAUGACAAAGCUGUUCAAACUGUACCAGAAAAGAUAGAUAUUGAAGCCGAGGAUUUAACAUGCACAGAUUUAGCUGGUCCUAGUGAAAAUUAUUGGCAAGUUCUGGCUGAAAAAAGGCGAAUAGCACUUAAAAAUACUUUAAAUGAAAAUAAGGAACUUAUAAAACGUCUCGAAAAGUUAGAAGAAGAAAAACGCAUUUAUAAGGAAAUGUUAGAUGAAACGAAGUCACUUGUUGAAGUGCUGCAGGACAUGAUUGAAGAUGACAGAAACGAUAUAAAUAAUUCAUUAGAAGACAGUGUGCUUUAAUUUAAGAGUUAGUUUUUUAAUAUAAAGUUAUACAAAAAGUACAUUAUACUAUCAAUACACUAUUUUAGUGUGAGAAUUUAGAUGCUUUCAACAAUUUUACAUAGAAACCUGCUACUUAUCUCUGUAUUGUUCUUUUCUUAUAAUAUUUAUAUAAUCAUAAAAAUCUAGGUUAAAAUUGUUAUUCAGUAUAUAUUUUAUAUCAACCAAUUUCUUAUUAGUUAUAUGGACAAGUAUAUUACUGCACGCGGAAAAGAAUUUUACUUCAUUUAAUAAAUUGUCACUACAUAUAAAUAAAAAGACAUCUUGUGAUGA